This is a messenger RNA of Necator americanus (New World hookworm), 300 nucleotides long. RefSeq lists its product as uncharacterized. Gene Ontology annotation, molecular function: nucleic acid binding. Bases 1 to 300 code for a protein of 99 amino acids. The record is from RefSeq and is a predicted model, not a curated record. Gene Ontology annotation, biological process: DNA integration. NCBI's taxonomy places the organism in Eukaryota, Metazoa, Nematoda, Chromadorea, Rhabditida, Ancylostomatidae. The transcript has a single exon.
AUGCUAUCUACUUAUCGUGGAAAUCCAGAGACGCUCGUCACGGACAACGGAACGCAGUUCAUGUCGUCUCAGUUCACUCCACUCUGUCGUUCUCGAGGAAUAUUACACACUCGUACGCCGCCUUUCCAUCCAAAAAGCAAAGGACAAGCAGAACGUUUUGUGGACACCCUUAAAAAAGUACUUGCCAAGCUGAAUGGGGAGAAACCAACAGUGGACACACUACAGACGUUCCUGAUGGCAUAUCGCUCAAUCCCUGCCCAUCUGCAUCUGACCAACGUUCACUUGCCGAAACCUUCCUAG